This is a messenger RNA of Limulus polyphemus (Atlantic horseshoe crab), 684 nucleotides long. Its product is annotated as putative protein TPRXL. Lineage: Eukaryota; Metazoa; Arthropoda; Merostomata; Xiphosura; Limulidae. The transcript has a single exon. The record is from RefSeq and is a predicted model, not a curated record. The annotation marks the transcript as partial.
GAUUCUUCUAGCAAAGCUGUGUCUACUGAAUCAACUACUGGAACUUCAUCUAGAUCCACAUUAACCAUAAACCCAGAAAAGACUACUUUCAUUGAUACUACACCGUUUACUGCUUCAUCAGAUAAAUUACAUUCCAGUUCUGAUUCUUCCAGUAAAGCAGUGAUAACCGAAUCAACACCUGGAACAUCAUCUAGAUCAACCACAAACCCAGAAUCUUCUACUUCCACUGACACUACAUCGUCUACUGCUUCAUCAGAUAAAUUACCUUCUAGUACUGAUUCUUCUAGCAAAGCUGUGUCUACUGAAUCAACUACUGGAACUUCAUCUAGAUCCACAUCAACCAUAAACCCAGAAAAGACUACUUUCAUUGAUACUACACCGUUUACUGCUUCAUCAGAAGAAUUACAUUCCAGUUUUGAUUCUUCCAGCAAAGCUGUGUCUGCUGAAUCAACACCUGGAACUUCAUCUAAAUCAACAUCAACCAUAAAUCCAGAAAAGUCUACUUCCAUUGAUACUACAUCGUUUGCUGCUUCAUCAGAUAAAUUACCUUCUAGUACUGAUUCUUCCAGUAAAGCAGUGAUAACCGAAUCAACACCUGGAACAUCAUUUAGAUCAACAUCAACCAUAAACCCAGAAAAGACUACUUUCAUUGAUACUACACCGUUUACUUCUUCACCAGAUAAA